CUACUAGUGGGCGCCAGUCAACAGGGGUUGACGAGGAGGGGGAAAAAUAAGACUUAAAAUGGCCAAAAUGUUAGUAAAUGUAUGUAUAAUUAAUAUUAAAGUGUAUAAAUUCUACCAUUAGUGUAUAAAUGACAAUUGGACGUAAUCAUGUUACCAACAGAUAUGAAUUCCAAACAGGUAGCUUAACUACAUACUUAGUAAUAUCAAUAAUUAUUCACAUUGUAAUGAUAAUUAUUGGCGAAAUAAACUUUAAAAAGUGUCCAGCGUCACCCAAUAUUCCAGUAUUUUUGAUAGCUGAAGGAGUUAUUGGUCUAGUCUCAAAACUAUUGAGCUUAGGAAGAAAUUUCAUAUUACGUUAUUUGAAAAUAGAUGUCAUUCUGUCCGUCAUGGGAUUGGUGGAAGUGACGUUUUUGAUAUGCGGUUCUGUUUGGGUAUAUAGAGCAUUCGAACCAAAAUACGAUCCUGCCUAUGAAGAUCGAUACUGUAGCAGAACCCUUUAUCUUUUCUCAUUAAUUUUUAUUUCCUGCGUAUAUAUUCUUACUUUCGCGUUUCUUUUUAUGGUAUUGUGUAUGCUAAUAGGUUUUUGUCUACUGGUUUCAGUAUCCAGUGAUGUUGUCGUAGAAGCAACUGUGCCAGAAUUUACGACGCAGCCUGCCGUUCAAACUGAGUCCGUUUGAUUGUUUUAUUGCAGCAUUUGUCGAUUUGCAAUUAUUAUUUUAUUUUUUUUUAUAAAUGUGUAUUUUUUAUACCUAAA
Messenger RNA from Anoplophora glabripennis (Asian longhorned beetle), 754 nucleotides. RefSeq lists its product as uncharacterized. Bases 129 to 677 code for a protein of 182 amino acids. Lineage: Eukaryota; Metazoa; Arthropoda; Insecta; Coleoptera; Cerambycidae. The record is from RefSeq and is a predicted model, not a curated record. The transcript has 4 exons.